AUGAAUGACGAUAGAGGUUUCAACGAAGAGCUAGAGUUCUUUUUAAACGACUUAGACGAAAUGAACUACGAAUUGACAAGUAGUGAUGACGAAGAAGGUCGGCGUGAAAGGCGCAUUGAAGUACGCAGAAGAAUGGUUCCUUUCUAUUCUAGACGAACCGAUAUGUACGACGAGUUUUUUAAUGACGAUCAAUUAAACAAAACCUUUCGUUUUGAUAGAGCUUCACUCCAAUUUAUUGAAGGAUUGAUAAAUGAUAAACUCGAACGAAAAUUAAAUGGUCGAAAGUUUCUUACACCGAUGCAGCAAAUUCUUGCUGCACUAAAUUUUGAUGCCACUGGAUCUUUUCAAAAAGAGGUUGGACAUGUUCUUAGAAUGAGUCAAUCAUCGGUGUGUCGCAGCGUACAUGACGUUUCAAGUGCAUUAUGCUCUAUAGCACGAGAAUGGAUUUCUUUCCCAGAAAAUUUAAAUAUGGUAUGUCUUGAGUUCUCAGAAUUUGCUGGUUUUCGUGGUAUAAUUGGUGCAAUUGAUGGAGGUCAUAUAAAAAUAGCAAGGCCAUGGGUUGACGAGAAAAUCUAUGUUAACCGUUAA
Molecule: messenger RNA, 588 nt
Organism: Daphnia magna
Lineage: Eukaryota; Metazoa; Arthropoda; Branchiopoda; Diplostraca; Daphniidae
Product: putative nuclease HARBI1
Exons: 3
Coding region: 1-588 (195 amino acids)
Source: RefSeq, a predicted model, not a curated record